Molecule: messenger RNA, 351 nt
Organism: Mesocestoides corti
Lineage: Eukaryota; Metazoa; Platyhelminthes; Cestoda; Cyclophyllidea; Mesocestoididae
Source: the annotation of a GenBank genome assembly
AUGCAGAUGUUUGUGUGGCAGAUUCUGGUGCUGUUGAGCGCCGUCACGAGGGCCAUGAUUAUUGGCCCGCGACAACAUUAUGGACCGGUUGAUGUCAACAAUACCGUCUCCGUCGUCAUUGCUACCGAAUUGUUCAUCGACUUACCAAACAGAAUCAUCGUUCACUCCUUAAGGCCUCUGACCAAAAUCACUGUGAACAUGACCGCUUUUCAACUGGCUUCCAACGAUAUCGGUUUAACUACUUUCAACAAUCUCGAAGCCACUGCCAUCACCGAUUCCGCCCAUGGUCAACGCAUGCACAUCUACGAAUUGGACUACUCGGUUCCAAUUGAAAUGAUACCUGGCAGUUCC